AUGUUUCCAGCUAGUAUUCAUCGUUUACAAAAUCGUAUUACAAUUGAACAAUACGUAUUUUCUAUAACAAGAACAUUUGGUGAUCGAAUUGUAAAAUCAUGUGGAAAUCUAUCACUACCACCGAUUGAUAAAAUAAUGUUGAUCGAAUUAAUGGUGUUACAUCGAAUAUAUGUUGGUGGUCAUCUUUGUAAUUUAAUUAAUCCAAUAACUCUACUCAAUGGUCAACCAACUCCAGAAGUUGUUCAAACGGCUUCAAAUGAUUUACCAACAAUUUAUCCAUUAUCAGUUACAGUAACAGCGACAAGUACACUUUAUAUAAUAACUUUUCCACCUGAAAUGGAUAAUGUACUAUUACUUACUUGUAUUUCAACAUCAACAAAUCCUCCUAAUGUUACUGAAAUAGUUCAAGGUGUUGCAUCAGGUUCUCAAAUAGCAUUUGAAUUUGAUGGUCAAUUAACAGAAUAUAUUGGUUUUACAAAUAAUAGUAUAAAUUCAUCAAAACUUCAAUCAACAUUUAAUGAAGUAUUUAGUAUUCAAUGUCCAAUAUCUCUUAAUAACAUUUAA
This is a messenger RNA of Adineta steineri, 564 nucleotides long. The record is from the annotation of a GenBank genome assembly. Lineage: Eukaryota; Metazoa; Rotifera; Eurotatoria; Adinetida; Adinetidae.